GUGUUCGUGCUUGUGGCCAAGACAAAGAGGACGUAAAUUCUUUAAAUCCCUGAAGGAAACCACAACAUCAUGCAAAAAUCCUGCAAAGAAAAUGAAGGAAAGCCCAAGUGCAGCGUGCCAAAGAGGGAGGAAGAACGCCCCUAUGGAGAAUUCGAACGCCAGCAAACAGAAGGGAAUUUUAGGCAAAGGUUGCUUCAGUCUCUCGAGGAAUUUAAAGAGGACAUAGACUAUAGGCAUUUUAAGGAUGAAGAAAUGACAAGAGAGGGAGACGAGAUGGAAAGGUGUUUGGAAGAGAUAAGGGGUCUGAGAAAGAAAUUUAGGGCUCUGCAUUCUAACCAUAGGCAUUCUCGGGACCGUCCUUAUCCCAUUUAAUGUAUUUCUCCCCUGAAUUCAACUAUUUUCUGUUAUUAAUAUUGCAACAUUGGUUCCUUUUGUCUGCGUUUUCUUGCUAAAUAUUUGCUACUAUUUUAUUCCAAUCCUUCAGUGUUCCUUUGAUUUACAUAUGACUCGUUACCAUUUCAUCUUUUAACCCAAUCUCACUCAUUUAAUAGGAUUGUUUCAUUCGUUUGCAUGGGAAGAUGCUCAUUGUAUAUUGUAAAGUGAAAAUAAUA
Molecule: messenger RNA, 611 nt
Organism: Eubalaena glacialis (North Atlantic right whale)
Lineage: Eukaryota; Metazoa; Chordata; Mammalia; Artiodactyla; Balaenidae
Gene: TCEAL7
Product: transcription elongation factor A like 7
Exons: 2
Coding region: 70-372 (100 amino acids)
Source: RefSeq, a predicted model, not a curated record